Aphanomyces invadans is the source of this 252-nucleotide messenger RNA. RefSeq lists its product as hypothetical. The record is from RefSeq and is a predicted model, not a curated record. The coding region runs from base 1 to 252 and encodes 83 amino acids. NCBI's taxonomy places the organism in Eukaryota, Oomycota, Saprolegniomycetes, Saprolegniales, Verrucalvaceae. The transcript has a single exon.
AUGUGGAUCGACAUCCAACGGGCCCUUCGUCGCACCAAGAUUCAGUUCUCCGGUGUCGGACCAACGUGCUUUCAGCGCCAAGUUCCCUCGUUUCGACUUCCAGCGACGACCAAGACCGUUCUCCGCCAGCUCAAGACUCAUAUGCGCACCAUGCACUACAACGCGUGGUGCGAUUUGCAGGAUCAAGGUCGCACGGUCGGUGCCCGCGAAGGCCUGGGCAAUGUUUUCUGUCUCGCGGCGGUGGGUUGUUGA